Messenger RNA from Prorocentrum cordatum, 1416 nucleotides. NCBI's taxonomy places the organism in Eukaryota, Dinophyceae, Prorocentrales, Prorocentraceae. The record is from the annotation of a GenBank genome assembly.
AUGUCGACAGACGUGGAGAAGCUCGGUCGCUGCUUGGUUGACUUCGCGAAGGCGCCCUCCUUUUUCAAGGGCUCGGGUAAAUCGGGGGGUUUCGGCAAGUCCUCCAACAUCCUGAGUCAGCAUCGCACGUGGUCCGAGAUAUCUAAGGUGAGGCCUUCGCUGAGUUGGAGCAAGCCCGAGGCGACGGAGGCGAUGGGGGUCGUGCUCAAGGAGUGCAAGGAAAAUUGGAAGGAGUUCAAUAAGGAUGACGAGACGGAUUGGCUCAGCAAGAUGCCGAAUCGUUUCAAGUUCGUUUGCAGGGCCAUCAACCAGGCGAGGCUCAAGAAGACGAGCAAGUGGGUCCACAAGCUCGGUCUCGCCGCCGCUUCCAAGGAGGGCGCCGCGGCGCAGGCUACAGAUGUUGACGGGGAUGCGCAAGCCGAGGAUGGCGAGGAUGAGCCCGUCGAGGACGAAGGAGAGGAAGAGGACGAGGCCGAGAAGAACGACGAGGACGACCUACCGCUUUUGCAGCUCUCCGAGGCUGCUGUCAAGGAGCCCGACUCCGACAAGCAGCAGGGCGUCGACGGCGCCGUUGGCGCGUCCGAGGACAGCCUCAAGCAUGAGGGCAAGUGCGUAUUGGGCUUCUGCCGCGAGCACAUGAAGGCGUGGAGGUGCAUGCCAGGUCAGAAAAAGGAGUUCACGAAGGACGUCAAGAAGCCAGAGGGGUCCACGCCAGAGGACCCAACCUUGGCAACGUGGUCCGAUGGUUUCAAAGCUCGCAUCUUCCAGUUGAGUUGCGCCGAGUUCGACGCGAUCGAGGACACCGAAAAGGUUAGCACCUCCAGGGGUACGUAUGUCUGGGAGACUCGCCCGACGGAGAACUCGCGCAUCUGGGUGAGCAGGCCUACCUCGAAGAACAACGUGUUCUGCGUCCACUCCAAGGUCGACGGGUCUCAGAGCCAGAUGUGCCAGGUCAAGGCGACGGCGUUCGGGGAUGACGAGGAGCAGAUCAAGGAAGCCGAGAAGCUCGCAGUGAAGCUCGCUCAGAAGUUGGCGUCCACGGAGGACACAACCAAGGAUAUGCUCAAGGAGCUCAGGGACAAGGCGCUGCCCACGCCCACGAAGGUCAAGAGGCUGGCGAGCCAGACCGACGGCAAGCAACCAGCACCGAAGAAGGCCAAGAGCAAGGCGAAGGCCAUUCCACCCUGUCAGGCGGAGGCCGCGCAGCCCGUCGUGCCAGCCGAGCCCGUCACGCCAACGCCCGACGAGGGGAAGAUCACGGAUUUGCCAGGGAGCGCCUCGGCCAACGAGUCCGAGUCCGAGAAGGCGGCCAUCUCACACAAGUGCGGGUUCUGCGGCGAGGAGCCCACGUGCCUGGACAUCUUCAAGAAGUACAACUUGUGCACGGCGUGCUACAAUGAAAAUAUAUUUGGUUGA